UUACCAACGUACUAAUGUUACUCUUGACGCAAAUGUUGUCUGGUUGUAUCGAAUAAAUUUUUGAUUUAGUAAUUUGAACAACUGCGAAAAUAUAUUUUGAUGGUGAAUGUACGCAAGACUAAUCACCGAGUGAAUUUUCGAAUUUUAACAUCGUAAGUGCGUAGCUGAGUGCGUGUAAGUAUUGUCUUCUCAAAAAAGAUACUUCAGAGUUGGUAUUUUAAUUAUUUUUUCGAUCGAGUUACUUGAAAAUGAGCUGUAAUAUUAUUUAUUUCAUUCUUACGAUAUGUUUAAAUAUUUUGGGAUACUGGUGUCAGUCACAAGGGCAGAAUAAUAAUUAUUGUUACGCUAAGGACGAUGUCAUUCAUGCGCUGUUCAACAAGUACACUCCUUACGAGUUUGUUUAUUAUAAAAACAAGCUUGGAAAAAUGAUCGACGGAUGCAUUCCUAUACAUUUGACGAUGAUCUCUCGGUCUGGAAAUCACUAUCCUGGUGCAAAAACAAUGAAAAAAAUCAACGACAUUAUUCCAACAAUUAGAAGUAAUUUGCAGAAAGAUACCGAUCACCUAUGCCCUGAAGAUGCCAGUUUAAUGAGUGAUUACGAUUAUGAGAUGGAUGAAAAUAACGCUAAAAAAUUAACUCCUCAAGGAAUUAAAGAUUUCGUCAAUAUGGCCGAGCGCAAGAUACGAGAUUUUCCCGAAAUUUUCAAUCGUCCGUAUUCUCCUGAAUUAUUCAAGUUUUAUGAUGGUGGAUCUAGAAGUACCAAAGAAAGUGCUCUUGCGUUGGCUUUAGGAUUUUGGAAGUCUUCUGAUAUUAUUAUAGAAGAAUCUGAUUCGCUCCGAUUAAAGGAAUUGAAGGAAACGUGCCGCGGUUUUAAACAUUCCGACGAUGUGAUGAAACAGUACAAGGAUUUUUUCAACAGUGAUAUUGUAGCGCAAUCUGUUUCAAAUAUCAAUAUAAGACUGGGAUAUAGUCAGAAUAAUGGCCUCACUAAAGAGGAAGUCAAUACACUUUUCAAGGCGUGUGGAUUUGACACUGCUAGAAAUUUGAAUGGAAAAAGUCCUUAUUGCGUUCCGUUUACGCCACAAGAUUUAGAAAUAUUCGAUUAUCUGCAAGACUUGCUGAGAUAUUACAGAUACGUUCGUGGCAAACAAGAAAGUCGUACCCUAGCUUACCCUUUGCUAUCAAAAAUUUACAACUGUUUUCAAAAAAUCGUAUCGCAAAAUGGCGCUGACUCGAAUAAUCCGAUCGCAGAAUUCUAUUUUCCAUUUUGGGGCGUGAGAAAUUCAAUAUUGGCCACUUUGGGCCUCAUAAAUACAGACACUGCGAUAAAUUCCUCCGGUUACGCUAAUGAAGUGCAAAGAGAAUUUAAAUCAUCUCAAUUGGAUCCGUAUUCGUCUAAUAUUGAUGUCAUCCUAUACCAAUGUGAAAAUGGCGAAAAAUACAGGGUUAUGAUUCGCCUACAAGAAAAGCCCAUCUCCCUGAUCAUUGACAAAGGAGCUGCGAAUAGUAAUGGUUUAUAUGGUUGGCAAGAAUUCAGUACAUUUAUUCAAUCAUUAACCUAUUCCGGUUCAAAUCAGAUAGCUUCAUAUGUUUCUACUGGUUCCAGUCAACUUGUUACUUACCGUAAAUACUUAUUGAAAUUCUAAUUUCAACAAUUCUGCGCAGCAGUAAGAAAAUAUUUUUAGGUAUCUUAUUAAUUUAUUCAACUAAUUUAAAUUCUUCUUGCAAUGUCUUCAAAUUGUUUUUGAUUGUUAAAAAGAAGUCGAAAUCAAACGGUGCUAUUUCGUAGCAACUUUGCACAAUUUCUAGUUGUUGUUUUUCUUCGAAUAAUUCUUCGCAUUUUCCGUUAUAAUCCUAUAAAAUAUACCAUGAUUUACCCUUA
Planococcus citri (citrus mealybug) is the source of this 1882-nucleotide messenger RNA. RefSeq names its product multiple inositol polyphosphate phosphatase 1-like. Gene Ontology annotation, molecular function: inositol phosphate phosphatase activity; acid phosphatase activity. The transcript is spliced from 9 exons. Bases 249 to 1646 code for a protein of 465 amino acids. The record is from RefSeq and is a predicted model, not a curated record. NCBI's taxonomy places the organism in Eukaryota, Metazoa, Arthropoda, Insecta, Hemiptera, Pseudococcidae.